GUCAGGGGAAAGAAACAGGAAUUGUAUUUAAAGAUGAGAGCGAUCUAUAUAGCGCUCAUAUUAUGUUGUUUUUAUGAACCUCUAAUCUCGCAAAACCCCAUCUGCGGCAUAAAGGCCUCUUUUGUGGGUAAGUGCAAGGGUUUUGCCUACAUUCCAAGGAAGCAUAGGUGUGUAAGGAUAUCUGGUGACUGUUCCGGAAGGGGAAACUUUUUCAAACGAUUCGCGGACUGCGAGGCGAAUUGUAUAGAUUUUGCCAAAGCCUAGAAAAGGCUAACAGAACGUACAGUUUCGACCAAACACGUCGCAAAUAAAACUUAAAAUCAAUUCUUGUUAGAAUUAUGGGACGUAAGUAAUACAUAAAUAUACGACAUAAUGUAUAUUGCUCCUCAAUGGCCAAACUGAGCCAUAAACUGCAAA
Drosophila erecta is the source of this 417-nucleotide messenger RNA. RefSeq lists its product as uncharacterized. NCBI's taxonomy places the organism in Eukaryota, Metazoa, Arthropoda, Insecta, Diptera, Drosophilidae. Bases 34 to 264 code for a protein of 76 amino acids. Gene Ontology annotation, molecular function: serine-type endopeptidase inhibitor activity. The transcript is spliced from 2 exons. The record is from RefSeq and is a predicted model, not a curated record.